Molecule: messenger RNA, 3761 nt
Organism: Cydia amplana
Lineage: Eukaryota; Metazoa; Arthropoda; Insecta; Lepidoptera; Tortricidae
Product: rho guanine nucleotide exchange factor 10
Exons: 13
Coding region: 76-3723 (1215 amino acids)
Biological process (GO): actin cytoskeleton organization; positive regulation of stress fiber assembly
Molecular function (GO): protein binding; guanyl-nucleotide exchange factor activity
Source: RefSeq, a predicted model, not a curated record
GCUGCGUACAAUGCAUCUCUUCAAACGUAGUGGCAAUGUGAGAAAAAUACGCAGCCGAGUGUGUGUUGUGAGACAAUGCAGUUUACGUUGGUGAUCGUCGUAAAUAAGGUGAAGCUAUGUCCGGUGCUCGAGGAAAGUCACAAACAGAUUGAUGAGCACCGCUCGGCUGGCGGCAGCUGGGAGGAACCAGUGAGCGCGGUGCGCAACGCGCCGCUCCGGCGCUCGCAGCGGCUCAAUUCCACCCUGGACUCCAGGAGCAGCGGUCAGCUACGCAACACCCUCAGCCGGGCCCGCGAGCUAUGCGAGCGCUGGCGAAGCGGCGGCGCCACGGCCGCGCCCCCCGCGCCGCCGCCCGAGGACGAGGGCGGGGGGCGCCUGGCGCGCUGGUUCAGCGUCAGGAGAGGGUCCACACACCAGUAUGACAUGCACACACAUGAGAGCGACAAGAUGCCCAAGCUGCCAGAGCUUGAAGAGGACCUCUUCUCAUGCGGAGGCGAGGUGCGCGGCGGGCGUGUGGCGCCACCGUCGCUCGCGCAGCCGCCGGACGCGCUGACGGCCGUGCAGCUGCGGCGGCGGCACGUUGUCGCCGCCAUCAUACACAGCGAGAACUCGUACGUCGCGACGCUGCAGCGGCUCGUCAACGACUAUAAGAAACCUCUAGAAGAGAGUAGCCCUGCAAUCCUGAACGCGUCGAAGAUCCAGACGCUAUUCCACCGACUGCCCGACAUCCUCCAGUGCCACCUGCACUUCCGUUCAGCGCUCGCGGACUGCGCGCGGACGUGGGACCGCGAUGAAAAAAUAGGCGAGGUCUUCCUAAACGCGUUUUCCAAAGCCGUGGUGCUGGACGUGUAUUCCGACUUCAUAAACAACUUUUCCGUGGCCAUGGAGCUGGCCAAGAUGGAGUCGAAGCGCAAAAGCGCCCUAGCGGACUUCUUCAAGGUGAAGCAGAUCAGCGCGCACGACCGGCUCUCGUUCUUCGGGCUAAUGGUCAAACCGGUGCAGCGGUUCCCGCAGUUCAUCAUGUUCCUACAGGAUUUAUUAAAACAUACGCCUCCAGGACACGCCGACCGCGUUGCCCUGCAGAGGGCGUUGACGAGACUAGAAGCACUAGCUGACGCUCUUAAUGAAAGAAAAAGGGAAGCGGAAAGGACCCAGGCGUUCCGCGCAGCGUUACGGCGGUUAACGCGCGGCGGCGUGACGGGUGCCGGCGGAGCGGGCGGCGCGGCGCGCUUCGGAGCCGCGCGGCUACUCGCCUCCCGCGCUGACAAGCGACAUCUACUACGGCAGGAUGAUUUGACGCAGUUGGAAUUCAACCAAUCAGGCGCCCUAUCAAAAUGCAAGCCGCGCCGCCUCCUCCUGCUGAACGAUCUCGUCGUGUGCGUGUCGGUGUGCAACAGCGGCGACGACGCGGAGCGGCUCGGGCUCAAGUGGGCGCACCCCGUGCAGGACGUGGACGUGCUGGACACAGGCACCUCGCCCACGCUCAGCCGGGUGCUGGCUCAAGGGAUGAAUAGAAGCGGCAGUCUCCGCUCCAACUCGAGCAGUACCUCGUCGGCCACGGGUGACUCUCUCUGCAACGAGAUGUCGGCGCUGAUGCACGACUACGAGACGGUGUCGCGGAUGGCCGACCUCGCCGCUUCACUCAAGACGCCGUACCACGAGCUGGCGCCGGAAAUGUUCAGAGCGCUGCUACAGAACAUACAGCAGAGUAUACAGAAAAAAGACGACGAAAUGGCGUGGGUGGAUUCAUGCUGCUUACAACUGACGAUCCGGGGCCGCGAGGAGCCGGUCACGUUCCGCGCUCAAGAGCCGGGCGCGCGCCUGGCCUGGGCCACGGAACUGCGCCUCGCACAGCUGGCGCAGGCCUCCGCCAACUCUCCCGCGUGGCGGCUGCCCGCGCCGCAGCACCCGCCUGCUCACAAGAUGCCGCUGUUUGUGGCUGCCACGCCAGUGCACUCUUCCAAGUUUCUCACAGAGGUCCGCUGCGGCUGUUUCUACACGUCGUCGUCGUCGACCCGCGGCGCGUCCAUGCGGCGGGCGCGCUCGCUGCUGUGGGUGUGCGCGGCCGGCUCCGCGCCAGACAGCCACGUGGCCGUGCUCACGCACCGCGCCGCCAAGCUCAAGACCCUAGUCACGCUCCAGCUGCUCGACACCAAGGUGACCUCAAUGGAAUAUGCCAAAGGGAUCCGUCAAGUGACCACGCUGUGCGGCGACACAGUGUGGCUCGGCACUGACGACAAGAAAAUCAUCGUCUUCUCCGGCGUCGAGCCCGAGAAACAGGAGAAGCUGGCCGAGGUCAACACCAUCGCGCCGGUCACGCAGAUCAAGUACCACUGCGACGCGAUGUUCGUGGGACUCGCGAACGGGCGAGUGUCAGUGUACAGAAGGAACCAUGACGACUCGUGGGCCCUUCAGGAACCGCUAGCUAUAGAGUUAGGCGACAAGCCUGUGCACUGCGUACUGCCGGUCGACGGGAUCAUUUACGCUUCGUGCGGAAGAAGAGUCUUCGCUAUAAACGCGCUGACAGCUGAAAUAUUACGCAUAUUAGAACUUAAAGGUGACAGCGACCGAUCUGUAAGGUACUUAGCGCAUUCUGGCGUCGGACUUUGGGCCGCAUGCACGGAUUCCACGUACGUGAGUCUUUACCACGCUGAAACGUUCGAGCACCUGCAGAAUAUUGAUAUCGCUGCCGAUGUAGCGAAGACGAUCGGAGCCAGGGAGGGAAGCAAACCCGCCUACGUCUCCGCUUUGCUCGCUGUGCAAGGGCUUCUUUGGGUCGGUACGACCGCCGGCGUCAGCGUCACCGUGCCUCUGCCGAAACUCGAAGGGUUGCCACUUAUCGGCGGACACAUCGGGGUGUCAUACCACGCACACGCCGGACCCGUCAGCUUCCUGCUUCCGCUGCUACCGGAGACGAAGGAAGUGGACGUGAAUAUCGUCCGGCGGAAUCUGUCCAACGCCCGCGCCUACCAGGCCACCCUCGCCGACAACAGCGUCCUCCACGAAUACAAAGAAACGUCCAAGGAGGACGGCGAGAAACCCAAGCUGGAGCGGCGAAUAUCGGAGGAGCUGAGCCCGUACCGUCCCCAACGCGUGCAGUCGGCCGUCGUGCGCCGCAAGAAACCCGGGGACGUGCGCCUCAGCAAAACCCUUCCCAAAUGUGCCAACCUGAACGCCUGCGACGUGUACGGGCUGUACGGCGAUCUCAUGUUCGUGAAAGACUGCGCGGGGGAGGGAGAUAGCGGGUCCGGGGGCGAGGCGCUCCGGCGGAGCGACCCCGAGCUGGCCGCCAUCCCGUUCCGCGUCAGCACCCUAGACAGGCGGCUCCGGAUGCGAGCCGGCCGGCCGAGGAGUCUCGACCUGUCGAGCUGGUCGGUCGACUCCCGGGCGUCGAGUCUCUGCACGUCGUCUGGCAGCGAGGAGUCGAUGGCGCUGCGCGGUGUUUCGCGGACGAGCUCGGGCGCGUCCGGGGCGGCCGGGGCCGCGUCGUCGCCCGACUCGAGCGCCUCCGAGCGGUCCGCGCCCAAGACGGCGGGGCGGAGCCUGCGCGGGGCCGACUACGUAGUAGGCUCGGGUUCGGCGCGGCGCUCCGUGGUGACCGUGGUAGGCGGGCGCGGCUACGUGGACUGGCGGCAGACGGCCGACGCGGCCGAGCGCCCGACGCCCGCCGCCGAACCCAACCCCAAGGACGCCCACCUCAUCCUGUUUGAGAUGCGCUUGUGACGAGACCCUCCGUCUCGCUCUAUUGACUCGCGUCGAUU